AUGACAGCCUGGCGGACCUCUCCCUCCCGUCCAGCGCCACCCAUCUCCUCCGACUCUCCCAACCAUCCAACACGCGACUCGCUGUUCGCGGGCCCCUCGCACUCCCACUCGCCCUCGACGAGCCGGCCAUCCUCCUGCCUCUCGGCUUCCGGCACGAUCGGCUCUCGAACCCUCACGAGUUCGAGCUCUGCUUACUCGUUGCUUGCGAGAAAGAAGGCGGAGAUGGAUGAUGAGGAUGACAGGAUGAGCGUGAGGAGCGGGUUGAGCUCAAGGGGUAGCAGUUUGACGCUGAGUGGGAAGGGGGAGGGGACGGCGAAAGGUAGGAACAGGGCGGCUAGCUCGGCCAGCUCGGUGGUGACGAUGAGGGGUUCGCAAGGAGGGGUUCGCGAGGAUGACGACGACCGGAUGGAGGUGGAUGAGCAAACGACUGGGCCGGACGAGAAAGGGAAGGGUAAGGCGAAGGACGUGGCAGAGACGGCUUCUGCUAAGCGGCAACGGCUACGACCACCCAUGCCCGAUUUUACGAACCCUUCUACGCGCCCGAGCCGGUCGUACUCGACGAGCCCCGGCAACAUCGUCUCGCCUUCGCAGCCGACCCUCUCGACGACUUCCGCCGACGACUUGAUGCCGUCAAUGAAGCGCAAACCGAAUCGCGCGCCUUCAAUCUCCUCUGUCUCGUCUCGGCCUCGACCCAAGACUUCCACCUCCAGCGCAACCCUUCGACCACCCUCUUCCCCCUCGAAGCCCCCUUCCAUCGCUCCGAAAGACACCUCGACAUCCGACUCUGCCUCGCUGUCGACUUCUCCAUCAGAGACAGUGUCGAGCGCGGCCAGUAUCGUCUCGAAGCGACGCAGCUGGUUCGGCAACCCUGCCGACCCUCCUCCUCCUCCCGUCCCUCCCAGUGCAGCCUCCUCGAAUGACCCUCCGCGCGUGCUCGCACCUUCCGAUCCUGUACCUCCCGCUGAUCCAGCUCCAGCAGCCACUUUACCCGCCUCGUCCGUCCAGCCCGAAGCAAACCGAGGCUGGCUCUCCCUCCUCUCGCGCGGGAGACCUAGCAUGCCUGAUUUGGCGGGUGCGGCGGCGAAGCAGGAGGUUGACGAUGCGGAAACGACACCGACGCAGGAGAGGCCGAUGGAGCUUGAUGUGCCGCAGAAGGAGGAAGAGGCGCGCGAGGUCGAGGCGGAGGAGGCGCCGGCUACAUUGACGACGAACGAGCGAGGUACCGAGAUUGCGGCGGCAGGAUCCACCAACCAGCCCGUUUCGCGGCUGUCAUGGUUCGGCUGGAGCCGAGCGACUCCUUCUGUUCCCGACGCGCCCUCGCAGAAGACCGGCGACGAAGCUUUAGCGCCUGAAGCUCCGCCACCUGCGCCGCCUGCGCCAGAACCUUUGGAGGAGCAGACGGAACUGCCUCCAUCUGCGGAAGUCACAGUCGCGACGACAUCCGAACAGCAGACGCCAGCUGCCUUUUCCGAGCAGCGCGGCUGGCUAAGCGGAUGGUGGGGCGGAGCGGGACAGUCUGCCGAGGAGCUUGCUGCGCAGCGAAGGCGGGAGUUGUGGGCGCUCAAGCUCGCAUCUCAGCGCAACGCUAACAAGCUUAUCGAGGCUGUACCGGAGGACGAGGAGAUGGCGCCAAGCAGUGACGAGCGCACAGCAACUGUCACGCCGGCGACGAAUGACGAGACGCCGACGCCUACGCCAACUCCCUCUCAGCCUCUCAAGCACAAACCGUCGGGCUCGUGGAGUAUCUUCUCCCGCACGCCUGCCUCCGCGACUUCCGUUCCUACCGGCACCUCGCCCACCAAGUCGAUGCUGUCUUUACGAGCGCCGCUCGGCGGGCUCGGCAUCUCCCCCUCCUCCGCCGCGUCUACCCGCUCGAGAACCUCGUCGCACAACGCCCCCGACACUGCACCAUCGUCGCCUCAGCUUCGAGCGCAGUCCGACCAAGGACCGGUCAAGCCGCUCACCGGCUCUAUUCGCUCGUCGCCUCGCCAGCGACCAUCAUCCGCCUUCGAAGCGCCUCCUCCCGUCGAGAAUCUCGUCCUCCCGACCUUCAAUGACACCUUCCUCCGCCCUCCUCGCUCCUUUGCGCCAAAGAAAUCGACUCUCACUCGCGCCGUCAGCGUCGUCAGCAGCUACUUCUUCCACCGCCCGCCUACGGAGGAGUCGACGAGUCCUCGACUCGUCCAGGCGCAGCAGGCGGCGGGGUUCAACCCGACUGGCAUGCUGACGGAGAUGCGGGACGACCCGGCAGAAAGGCUACCCAAGUCGCUGGACGUCAUUAGCGAGGGACCGAGGCUUGGCAAGGUCAAGCGCGUCGUGACGAUUGGCGUGCACGGCUGGUUCACGUCGAACAACAUGAUCAAGUCGCUCAUGGGCGAGCAGACUGGAACGAGCGUCAAAUUCGCAACCAUGAUGCACGACGCCGUCCACUCGUAUCUCGAAUCGCACGACGUCUCGUCCUUCAAUAUCCAGGCGAUUGCCCUCGAGGGUCAAGGUGAAGUCGAUUACCGCGUCAACAAGCUGUACAGCCAACUCGUCGGCCGCGAAGAGUGGCUCAAGGCGAUCAAGAUGGCAGACGCUGUCUUCGUUGCGACGCACUCGCAAGGAAGCGUCGUCUCUACGCAACUCUUGGCGAGGAUGCUCGACCAAGGCCUCAUCACCGGCACGCAGACGCAUCUCCUGGCUAUGUGUGGCAUCGCUCAAGGACCUUUCAUGUACCUCUACCAGUCGAUCGCCCUUGCGCCCUACUUCAACUACCUCGAGUCGGCACCCGCCCGCGAGCUUUUUGCCUUCCAGGACGCCGAGUCUGUACCGGCCAUCAAGUUCAUCGACAGCCUGCGCAUCAUCCUGAACGCGGGCGUCAAGCUCACCGUCGUCGGCUCGCUCAAUGACCAAGUCGUCCCGCUCUACUCGGCCCUGUUCUCCGGCGUCUCGCAUCCUGCCAUCCUUCGCGCCGUCUACAUCGAUUCGGACGCCUUCCGCACAUCCGACUUCCUCGCCAACCUCAUCGUCUUUGCAAUUCGGCUGCGAAAUGCCGGCUUGUCGGACCACGACCUCGUUUACCACGUCAGUGAGGCGCUCGCAGGCGCUCUGACGGGUGUUGGGCACAGCAAGAUCUAUGAGGAAGAGGACGUGUACAAACUCGCCGUUCGCUACCACUUCGAGACGACGCAUCUGACCGAGCCGCCGACCCAUCUCGACACUCGAACUACUCCGCCGCCGCUCUCGAUGUCGUUCAACCCGCGCGACCGACGAAACCCGUACCUCCUGACCUGGGCGCUGAGAGGCAUCAUCGAGGAUCCGCAGGUGCGAGAGCUGUUCAGCAACGAGUUGGUAGCAUUGCGCGAGGCGUAUGAGACCUGGAAGCCGCAGACGAAGGUGCUGAAGGAUGUCAAGCUGAAGCUCGAGGGCAUCCGCAUGAUGAGCUGGCGCGGUGGGAAGCUGUGA
This is a messenger RNA of Rhodotorula toruloides NP11, 3447 nucleotides long. RefSeq lists its product as uncharacterized. The record is from RefSeq and is a predicted model, not a curated record. Lineage: Eukaryota; Fungi; Basidiomycota; Microbotryomycetes; Sporidiobolales; Sporidiobolaceae. The transcript is spliced from 9 exons. The coding region runs from base 1 to 3447 and encodes 1148 amino acids.